Monoraphidium neglectum is the source of this 960-nucleotide messenger RNA. RefSeq names its product Guanine nucleotide-binding protein subunit beta-like protein. Gene Ontology annotation, cellular component: cytosol; nucleus. The record is from RefSeq and is a predicted model, not a curated record. The transcript has 7 exons. Gene Ontology annotation, molecular function: protein kinase C binding; ribosome binding; translation regulator activity. Gene Ontology annotation, biological process: positive regulation of protein phosphorylation; rescue of stalled cytosolic ribosome. NCBI's taxonomy places the organism in Eukaryota, Viridiplantae, Chlorophyta, Chlorophyceae, Sphaeropleales, Selenastraceae. The coding region runs from base 1 to 960 and encodes 319 amino acids.
AUGGCCGAGACCCUGACUCACCGCGCGACGCUCAAGGGCCACAGGGGCUGGGUGACAGCCAUCGCCACCCCCCUGGACCCUAACGCCGAUGUGAUCCUGUCCGCCUCCAGGGACAAGACCGUCAUCGUGUGGAAGCUGGACCGCAGCGAGACCAACUAUGGUGUCGCCCACAAGGCGCUCAAGGGCCACUCCCACUUUGUGCAGGACGUCGUGAUCUCCAGCGACGGCCAGUUCGCCCUGUCCGGCUCUUGGGACGGCACCCUGCGCCUGUGGGACCUGCAGCAGGGCACCACCACGCGCCGCUUUGUGGGCCACACCAAGGACGUGCUGUCCGUGGCCUUCAGCGUGGACAACAGGCAGAUCGUGUCUGGCGCGCGCGACAAGACCAUCAAGCUCUGGAACACCCUGGGCGAGUGCAAGUACACCAUUGCCGAGCCCGAGGGCCACAGCGAGUGGGUCAGCUGCGUGCGGUUCAGCCCCAUGACCAACAACCCCAUCAUCGUGUCGGGCGGCUGGGACAAGCUGGUCAAGGUGUUCAACCUCAGCAACUGCAAGCUCAAGUGCAACCUGGUUGGCCACGCCGGCUACAUCAACACCGUGACCGUCUCACCCGACGGCUCCCUGUGCGCCUCGGGCGGCAAGGACGGCGUGGCGAUGCUGUGGGACCUGGCCGAGGGCAAGCGCCUGUACAGCCUGGACGCCGGUGACAUCAUCCACUCGCUGGUGUUCAGCCCCAACCGCUACUGGCUGUGUGCCGCCACUCAGACCUCCAUCAAGAUCUGGGACCUGGAGUCCAAGAGCGUGGUGGACGACCUGCGCCCCGAGUUCAGCAAGACCUUCGGCAAGAAGGCCACCAUCCCCUACUGCGUCUCGCUCGCGUGGUCGGCCGACGGCUCCACGCUCUACGCCGGCUACAGCGACGGCGACAUCAGGGUCUUCGUCGUCUCGCACGGCGUGUGA